UCACGGACUGAGAGUCGGACAAGAUCACGACCAUCAGCUCUAUCUGUGCUUCUAAUCUUGCACGAAAAACGGGGUUUCCGUUUAUAUGUUUACGGUUAUUAGAGUAGAAUACAAGUUAACGUUUCAGUGUUCAUUUUAGGAAACGGAAGUAAACAGAAGAGCGCAGUCAUCGACCAAAGGACGAGAAGAUGUCUGGAAAAGAAAGGAUCGACAUAUUCCCCUCCAGAAUGGCUCAGACCAUCAUGAAGGCUCGGCUGAAAGGGGCGCAGACCGGCCGCAACCUGCUCAGGAAGAAAUCUGAUGCCCUCUCCAUGCGCUUCCGUCAGAUCCUCCGCAAAAUUAUUGAAACUAAGACUAAGAUGGGAGAAGUGAUGAGAGAGGCGGCCUUCUCUUUGGCUGAAGCCAAAUUUACAGCCGGAGACUUCAGCACAACUGUCAUCCAGAAUGUCAACAAAGCCCAAGUGAAGGUCCGAGCCAAGAAAGACAAUGUGGCAGGUGUCACCCUUCCAGUUUUUGAGCACUACCAAGAAGGCGGGGACAGUUAUGAGCUGACUGGUCUAGCCCGAGGAGGAGAGCAGCUCUCCAGGUUGAAGAGGAACUACGCCAGAGCUGUUGAGCUGCUGGUGGAGUUGGCCUCCUUACAGACAUCUUUUGUCACUCUGGAUGAAGCCAUAAAGAUAACCAACCGCCGUGUGAACGCUAUUGAGCAUGUGAUUAUUCCCCGGAUUGAUCGCACCCUCACCUACAUCAUCACAGAGCUGGAUGAGAGAGAACGAGAGGAGUUCUACAGGCUGAAGAAGAUCCAAGAGAAGAAGAAGCAGCUUAGGGAAAGGACAGAACUGGAGAUUGCCGAACGCCUGGCUAAGCUGGGUCCCAUCGCAGAGCCCUCCAACAUGCUGAUGGAGGAGACGGAUGAAGACCUGCUGUUUGAGUGAAGCGCUCUAAAGGCAGACAAGUCACCGACAUCACCCAUCAUCCUAUUUAUUCUGUGCCUCUGAGGCCAUGUCUUUGUCUUCUCAUGCAAGUGAUGAAAGUUGUUUUUUGUGUACUUAUCUGUGAUGAUUUGCUCUGUUGUUUCAGUGCUGGAAGAUACUGUGUGUUUUCCAGAUUUGUCAUUGUACAGAACCAAAGUGUCGCCACACUUGGCUGUUACCCACAAGGGAGUCAGUUCACUAUUAUAAAACAAUAAGAAUAUAAAUAUGUUUACACAUGGUUUGCGAGUGAAAUUAAAGAAGCAUUCAAUGUGAUGGAUCAACUUGUAGAUAUUUCAGUUUCCUUACCACAUUUAGAGCCAUUGCAUGCUGUAAAGCUUAAGGUGGUUGUAGAUUGUGUGAGUGUGUGAGUCCUUGUUGUGGGUGGCCCGUCCCGCUGCUCACCUCAUAUUACGGGGUUGUUGUUACCUCAUUGGAGGAUGUUUACCAUUGUAUCAGAAAACCCUAAUGUGACCCUGCUGUAAAAGUUGGUGUGCAAGUCAACAAAGCCCCACACUUCAUCCAAAUAAAGAUGUUAUCAAUAUCCAA
This is a messenger RNA of Siniperca chuatsi (mandarin fish), 1520 nucleotides long. It is a transcript of the gene atp6v1d, whose product is annotated as ATPase H+ transporting V1 subunit D. The record is from RefSeq and is a predicted model, not a curated record. Gene Ontology annotation, molecular function: proton-transporting ATPase activity, rotational mechanism. The coding region runs from base 189 to 935 and encodes 248 amino acids. Gene Ontology annotation, cellular component: proton-transporting V-type ATPase complex. NCBI's taxonomy places the organism in Eukaryota, Metazoa, Chordata, Actinopteri, Centrarchiformes, Sinipercidae. The transcript has 9 exons.